Molecule: messenger RNA, 2659 nt
Organism: Cervus elaphus (red deer)
Lineage: Eukaryota; Metazoa; Chordata; Mammalia; Artiodactyla; Cervidae
Gene: STARD6
Product: StAR related lipid transfer domain containing 6
Exons: 8
Coding region: 1953-2633 (226 amino acids)
Molecular function (GO): lipid binding
Source: RefSeq, a predicted model, not a curated record
AGAACGGGGCCAGGUCGCGGUCGCCUCUGGGAAAUGUAGUUUUUCCUUCCGGGUCUUGCGGGGUGCGGAGAUUGCUGGGCUACCUCAGCGUUGCUGACCCGCACGCGCUACGUCCUCCCGACCUUGGUUUCGGCUCCGCGCGGCGGGUCUCCACGGAUGACAGGCUGAGCUCCCUUCGGCCAGUUUCCCGAGGCUUCAAGAGGGGACUGGGCAGAAAGGGGGGCCGGGAACCCUGGCGGCUUCCGUUUCAGUCUUUUGAGAGCUAGCCCCUCCAUUCCAGUCCUCCCCACACGCUUGGCCUCCCUGCUUUCAGAAACCCGCUCCCAGGAUAAAACAGCCACUCGGCCCGGGGGGCAGCUCCCCAGACCACAUUCUUCCCUCCCUCCCUCUGCGCCUUCCCCUUCCCUUCCGUGAACCCGGCUCCCCUGGUCUCCCCACCAGCCCCCUCGCGUUCAAAGCAGACGCGGAAUUGGAGGAGGGAGUUGGGCCCGCGAUGCGACUUAACAAAGUCCUUGGGGACCUUGAUUCCCAGCGAAGAAUGGCAGUGACCCAGCACGGAUUGGGGACCCACUCAGGCAGCCCAGAAAGAGGGAGAUUAUACAAACAGAUGUAAAGAGCCACUUAACAACAUAUGGGAACCUGUCUACAAGGCUGGGACAGGAUGUGAGGUGCGAAGAAUCCAGUUUCAACCAAGUGGUGUUAUCAGAAAAGAUGCCAUCUCAAUAUUGGUUUGUGUUUAUUUUCCACCUGACCCUGUGGGUGAAGAUAUCCUUGAUCAUUAUCCCAUCUGAACAUGUUCCUGCUCAACCAGUGUUACAUCACCAGGUUAAAAGAUAUGGAGAUAUCCAUGAGGAUUUGGAGAAGAGUCCCAGUAGUUAUUAAAAUUCUGGAUUAGAUCUACUAGGAAAGGUAAAGAAACCAAGAGUCUCCUAAGAAGAAGGAAUUAUAACAGUUUACCAAUGUUUUUCAAAUAUAGAUGUCAAUUAGGUGCUGUGCCUUGCCAAAGAACUAAGACAAGAGAAAAGUAGAUUUAUGAUCCAACCUAAAGGCCUUUAGGUGAGAGCUGGAAGACAUGUGCUGAGAAUUAAACUUUGAGAAGGUUUAUUCAGGCAGCUCUUAGGAGAGUGUUUAUUUGUUUUUAGCUAGAUUUAAAUAUGUCCAUUUAAAGAAAAAGACUAACCUUUGAUCACCAAGAAGGGCCUGACACUGUUUCAAUCACUUCUGCAUAUAUUAAAUCACUUAAUCCUCAUAAUAACCCCAUGAGACAGGUAUUACUAUCCUCCGUCUGUAGAAACGAAAAUUGAAGUCCAAAGGCUAAGCAGUUUACCCUAAAUUAUAAAGCUGGUGGUAAAUGGCAAAGCCAAGAUUUGAAUCCAGUUCUGUGUUGUCAUUCUUUCCACCACACCAACCAGCUUCCCUUAACUGAAAACUGGGUGAUGGGCCAAAGGACCAAUGAGACACCACCUUCCUGAGCUCAUUCAAAGCAAAAACAGGAUCAUACUCAACUGCUUUUGCCACAGAUACCACAAUAUUUAACCCUUAGCAAGAGUUCAGUACAUCUGUUUGAUCUGAAUUGAUAUGAACUUGAUCCUCUCUGAAGAGAAUAUUUAAGCAAAGACACUGAUGAGGAGGAGUCAGUUGUGAACACACUGAGGGAGAACAUUACAAGCACAGGGAACAGCAAGUACAAAGACCCUGAGGUAGGAAGUUGCUUGGUUAUAUCUGAGGAACAACCAAGAAGCUCGAUGUAAUUGGCACUAAGAGGGAGAGAAGGAAACAGGAAGAAGUUGACUUUGGAGAGGAAGCCAGGGUCAGGCCCUUCAGUGCCGCUGCCACUCACUUUAAAAGAGAUAAAGCCCCACUAACCCCUGAUCAACAGAUUAUGUUGCUUCACAGGGGAAAGGAAGCAAGACUGAGCUGUUAGAAAGAAUAUGUGCCACGUAAAGGGGUAGAUGGACUAUAAGGCACUUGCCCAACAAACUGCUCAAGAAAUUUUAGGUUACUAUCAAGAUACAUCAGGCUGGAAAGUGGUUAAGAAUUCAAAAAAAAUAACUGUUUCCAGCAAGGCUUCUAAAAAAUUCCAUGGAAAUCUAUAUCGUGUUGAAGGAAUGAUUCCAGAAUCAACAUCUAAACUAUCUGAUUUCCUCUUCAAACCUGAAAACAGAGUCACAUGGGACAAAGCAUUGAAAAUGUACAACAUAGUACUAAAGAUUGAUUCGGAUACAUUCAUAUGUCAUACCAUUACACAAAGCUUUGCCAUGGGCUCAAUUUCCCCCCGAGACUUUAUCGACUUAGUCUCUUUGAAGCACUAUGAAGGGAAUACGGAUGUUAUCAGUGUUACUAGUGUGGAUUUUCCAGCAUAUCCUUCAUCCUCAAGUUACAUCCGAGGUUAUAACCAUGCUUGUGGCUAUAUAUGUUUACCUGUGCAAGAGAAUCCAGCAUAUUCCAAACUAGUGAUGUUUGUUCAGACAGAAAUGAGAGGAAAAUUGGCCCCAUCAAUAAUUGAAGCAACCAUGCCUUCCAAUUUAGUAAGCUUCAUGCUCAAUGUAAAAGAUGGAAUAAAGACACAAAAAAUUCCAUCAAGACAUGGAUAUCAUCAUAAUGGGCAUUCAUCAUUCCUAAAGAAGAAAUGAGGCCAUUUAAAAAUCAUGUGUGGCAA